AGGUUGCGUUGUUGUUGGAGGAGGAAGUGAAAGGAGAAGAGAGAAGCAGCAGACAGACAGAUAGUUAGCUCGCUGGUAGGACAGCCCUUUAAGCAAAGUGCCAAAUUUACACACCAGUUUGUAGAUAAUCUGCCUUGUCAAUUUAAGACACGGUUUUUGUUAGUUUUCACGCAAAAGGACGACACAUUUAGCCAAGAAUCUGAACCGCGGCGUUGCCAAAUCAUCGCUCUAGCUACCGAGUAGAGCUAGUAGCCAUAGCUACCGAGUAGAGCUAGUAGCCAUAGCUACCGGACCGUAACGCCUAGUUAGCCGCUACCGCUGACUGUCCUGAGACAACAACAGCCAGUCAGCUUCAGUCUGCUCGCUUCUCCGGUAACAAGUCGACUCUUCGGUGUGAUACAAGUUGAAAGGAUCGGGCGGAGCAAGUUGUGCAUCAAACUCAUAAUAGUAAUGCUGUGGAAAAAUGACGUCCAGGAAGAAAGUGCUCUUGAAAGUCAUCAUCCUGGGAGAUUCUGGUGUUGGAAAGACCUCCCUCAUGAACCAGUAUGUGAACAAGAAGUUUAGUAACCAGUACAAAGCGACAAUAGGAGCAGACUUCCUGACCAAGGAGGUGAUGGUGGACGACCGACUCGUUACAAUGCAGAUCUGGGACACAGCUGGCCAGGAAAGGUUCCAGUCUUUGGGUGUUGCGUUCUAUCGUGGAGCAGACUGCUGCGUGCUGGUGUUUGAUGUGACCGCACCCAACACCUUCAAGACACUCGACAGCUGGAGGGAUGAGUUCCUGAUCCAGGCCAGCCCUCGAGAUCCUGAGAACUUCCCCUUCGUGGUGCUAGGCAACAAGAUUGACUUGGAGAACAGACAGGUAACCACCAAAAGGGCCCAGGCUUGGUGUCAGAGUAAGAACAACAUCCCCUACUUUGAGACCAGCGCCAAAGAAGCCAUAAAUGUAGAACAGGCAUUCCAGACAAUUGCACGUAACGCCCUCAAACAAGAGACAGAGGUGGAGUUGUAUAAUGAAUUCCCAGAGCCCAUAAAACUGAAUAGGAAUGACGGAGCUAAACCUUCAGCAGAAAGCUGCAGCUGCUAAGGGACAACUUGGACCAUCUUCUCACUUGGCUUUCUGAAUCACCCCGUCACCGGUUACAUCACCUGCACCUCACCCCCCAGGGAAAAGACUUCCCUACUGGUCUUCCUCCUUCACGCCACUUUUCAUUCCAUCGACACAACCCCUCACGCAGUACAUGGAAGUACCUCCCCCACCCUCACUUAGUACACAAAUUAAUACACUAGCGUACACUCGCUGACAAAUCCAGUGCUGAAAGAUCACACGAGAGAGGAAUGACACCCCUUCUGACCUCAAAGUCCCUGACGCGAUAGUGAGUGAUCUCCUGCCCCGACCACCCGCUGUUCUGACUUUGGCCCCCGACUCUCAAACCGAGGGGGCAAGAUGGAGCCAUGUUCAAAGAGUGCAAUUGGGACCUCUAGAUGGACUGGCUGAAGCUCUGUAAUGUGAGAUGAUGUUGGCUAAUGUCAGCAUCCCACGUAUCUUAUUCUCUUUCUGUUUUCUCUUAGCUUUCUAUUGCCUAGCUGUCAAAAAAUAAUCAAGUUGAACUAUAUAUAUAUAUAUAUAUAUAUUUUAAUUGGCUGAUUUCUCAAGCCAAUCUGAAACACAUAUUUGUUUUUUUGCACUUUCUUUUUAUGUUUUUUGCCUUUAAAUAUUAUAGAGGGAUGACUGAUUUUGGGCAACGUCUGCUACCACAUGCCUUUUGGUAAGCUUCAAAUUACACCUCCUCACUUGUUUUCCCUGUCAAUUAUGUCCCCUGAGAAUCUGUUGGAACACUUUUGGUGAUUGUACUGCCUUUUCCCUUCAAGUUUGUGCGUCAGUGGGUUUAUAACUGCCUCACACUGCAGAUGAAAUGUUCCUAAGUAGACAUUAAGUAAAAGCUGAUAAUGCAGUCACAGUGUAAAACAUGGAUUAAUUCCUUGAUAUAUUAAUAUUUGCCUUUUAUGUAACAUUACUUGUACUGCUACUAUUACUGCUGUAUAUGUUAUGUCCUUCAUCAGACAUCUUUCAACGCUAUGGAAUUACAAUACGUGUCACCAACACAGCAUACACCUGUCUUCUGUCAUGUCUUUGUUAUUGUUGUUCUCUCUCUAUCUGCUUGUAGCUCAGGUUGGCUAAGUACUUAAUAUUUUUAACGGAUUGUGCAUUACGGUGUAUAGAUGGUAAAGGUAAAAUGGCUGAUGGAUUCAACUGAAAUGGAUGUUCUCUCUUCCAUUUAAAGAAAAGAUCAAACUUUUUGCCCUGGUAUUACUCCUCCUUAUAGAAAAAAAUCACUGCGAUGCCAAUGAUGUUGUCAAAGAAAAUUGGGACGUCAAAUAAUAAAACUCUUGAAUAUAUCAA
Molecule: messenger RNA, 2404 nt
Organism: Sebastes umbrosus (honeycomb rockfish)
Lineage: Eukaryota; Metazoa; Chordata; Actinopteri; Perciformes; Sebastidae
Product: ras-related protein rab7-like
Exons: 7
Coding region: 464-1087 (207 amino acids)
Biological process (GO): endosome to lysosome transport; phagosome-lysosome fusion
Cellular component (GO): lysosome; phagocytic vesicle; late endosome
Molecular function (GO): GTPase activity; GTP binding
Source: RefSeq, a predicted model, not a curated record